Molecule: messenger RNA, 534 nt
Organism: Eriocheir sinensis (Chinese mitten crab)
Lineage: Eukaryota; Metazoa; Arthropoda; Malacostraca; Decapoda; Varunidae
Exons: 1
Coding region: 1-534 (177 amino acids)
Source: RefSeq, a predicted model, not a curated record
AUGCACGUUAAUAGAAUAAGGGAACACUUUAAUAAAACAACAAGAAUUUCUGUCAUUCAGUCAUUAGUCAUGAGUAUAAUUAAUUAUGGGAUCAGUAUCUGGGGAGCUACUAAUGCUUCUCAAAUACAUCGCGUGCAAAAACUACAAAAUUUUGCAGCAAAGGUAGCACUUGGAGGAGCUCCCAGGAGUGAACACGCUACUCCAUUUAUCAAAGAACUUGGCUGGCUCAAAAUAAAACAGAAACAUACUUUUGAAAUCAGAGUAAUUAUCUACAAACUCAUUAAUAAAAAAGUUCCUAAUUGGGCGUUCCCGCUGCCAACAGUGGGCGAGAGGCACAACCUAAACGUCAGCACGAGGCAAUCUGAACAGCUCUUCGUCCCCAUGUGCAGCACUAACUUGGGCACCAAGUCCCUCCAAGUUGCCGGACCCACACUAUGGAACAGCUUUCCUAACAACGUAAAAAAUACUACCUGCCUUAACACUUUUAAAACACGUCUGAAAAUACAUCUUUUCAACAAACAAUUUGAAUUGUGA